This is a messenger RNA of Laetiporus sulphureus 93-53, 2640 nucleotides long. RefSeq lists its product as uncharacterized. The record is from RefSeq and is a predicted model, not a curated record. NCBI's taxonomy places the organism in Eukaryota, Fungi, Basidiomycota, Agaricomycetes, Polyporales, Laetiporaceae. The transcript is spliced from 12 exons. Bases 192 to 2516 code for a protein of 774 amino acids.
UCAUAUAAGGUUUCCGAGGAUGUUGGCUUGAACACGUUGUAAACAGCCGUAGACAGGCAGUUGGAUGCAGACCUACUGAGGAGAGAUCCGAUGGGCUUCUGAUCAGUUGUCCGCGGGCACAUGGUGGCACCGACAGUCAUAUAUCCGGGUCUUAGUCAGAUUUGCUCUGGCAUCUAUUAUGCUGUUUCGUCAUGGCGCUGGCUCGAUAUCUGCGAGUCUUGCUUGAAUUGUUAUCCAAACUACUGCCGUUUCGUCGCUGGACGACAGUGUUAGCUGGACGAGUCAUACAUCUACUCUCGCAUGCGUCGCAAUAUUUCAGAAAGACGCUUCUGCGUGCAGGGAAGCCGAACAAGAGGCAAGACAGAACGAAGUAUCCAGACGAUGGAUUGUUUGGCAAAGACAAGACCAUGUUCCAGGACAAGGAUGCGGAGCAGGACAUCUAUUCGAGUAAUGUGCCCGGCUCUUUACUUGAUCCUCGUACAGCCCACCGCAGCACGGCAGGACCGUUGCACACAGAAACACCAGCCAACACAUCCACUAUCCACGCCAAUCCCCGGGGCAGUCAAAUCUCGAUCUCCAUCCAAAGUGCUUCCAGUGACGAGGCUUCUAGCCAUGUUGAUCGUUUCUCCCUGAGUUGCCAUGGCUCGAUAACCGGAGAACACGGCGGUGUCGUCGCCACCGAAGUCUUUGAUGAGGACGAAGACCGCCUUCGCCCUCCAUCGUCUCGUCCUUCGUCCCGCACCUCCUCACGUCAGGUGGACCGACUUGAGCAGGUCAUCACGCAUUCCACAUCGCCUCGCGCACAGUUACGGGCCGGAACACGGACGCGGCUGCGCUCUGCACCUUCUCGUUCGUUCAAAUCGUCUGGUAGUGCACUCUCAGUAGCCACGUAUGAAAGCGGGAAGUCGAAGGCAGAGAGCCAGGUGCUUGCAGUGCCCGCCGGUGAUGCGCUGUCUCUCAGAUCUUCUGCACGUAUUGCACAUCCAAAAGAGGCAGUGGAGACGUAUCCUGUUCUGUGGACGGAAAGAUAUGAUAGAAAGAGGAUUCUGGAAAACCGUGAAUUUAAAUGGGAAACCAAGGCCAUGAAUAUGACAUACCCACUUGAAGGCAAGCCCGAGGGUUGGGAGGCCUUGACACAUCCAGAAGGGCAGUUGUAUUUCUUCCAUCCGACCAGAUUGAUAUAUACAGAUGAAUACCUGUGUGACCCAAACGUCUUGCGCGAAAUUGAAGACUUCGUGGCUGUGUUGGAUCGCAUCGUCGAAGAACAAAACAUCCAGCUUCCACCUGGUGCAGAGCUCGUCCUGGAUCUUCGGACCGAUCCAGAGACAGAGGAACGCUAUUGGUGCUAUUACUAUGUUAAUCACAAAGAUAGGGUCCUGUUCUGGAUACAGGAUUAUGAGGUGACCAGACGACUGGGUCAAUUGAAGGGAAUAUACUCCGCCACGCAUAUAAAGCUGGGAAUAGAAGAAUACUACUGGCUGCAUUGGGACACGUACCCCUACAAUCAUGAGCCGUCCUAUCAACUAAUGACCGAGCUUAAAUGCAUCGUCACACACGCCAACGCAGAUUUGCUUACAUCAAACACCACAACGCUGACGUGGAACACGGAUGAAUUGUACAAGAUGCUCGCCAUAGUGAAGGAUUUGGAAGGUCUUGGCUGUAAUCAAUGGACCGCUUGUGUGGUUGCUCAUCACAGAUACCUGAAUCACCAUGGACAGAAAGCAGCGCGUCUUGCUAGAGAUCAAAGUCUCUUUGGAGACGUGCAUACCUCCAGAUCCCCAUUGAUCGCGCUGAUUGCUCCUCUCUUGUUUUAUUCACCGAUGACGCACUUGAAUGCACUGGACAAUCUGUUUAUCGACGGCGUUAUUAGUAUCGUUCCAUGGACACAAUUCAUCGGUAAACUGCAGAACGACUGGACCGAGCAGGUCUUGACGGCAACUGUGUUGUUGAACGCAAACAUUUCCUUCAUGACAAUCACUGACGUGGACGAUGGCACCAACCCGCGUACCUGGGCCCAAGUCGUCAGCUUCGUGUCAACGAUUGCUAGUAUUGGCAGCACAAUCGUGGGGCUGCUGUUGCUACGGCAAUACAGGUUGAAACCGAAGGACACAUCGCAAGACGCCGUGAACUACUUGACCAGCCGGAAGCAUCCAACGCUUGGCUUGGAGACGUUGGCCAUCAUGUAUAGCUUGCCAUACGCACUGCUCAUGUGGGGGAUGAUUACGUUCCUGGCUGCUUUUGCCUGCGAAUGCUUCGUCCAACACGAUGCUAGAUCAACGAUUGUCAGUGCCGUAGCCUGGGGUCUCGUAGGCAUGCUCCUUGCCUGGUACAUCUACACCGCUUGGGAGGGUGGGGACGUUUCGAUCAGGGUACAGCUCGGCGAACUAUGGACCAGCGCACGGCUAAGGAUAUCGAAGGUUGCAGAUGUCAUGCGCAUUUCGAGCUGGCAUGCGGUAUUCCGCCCAAGUUCUUCGCACACGCUUACCCCGGACAUCCGGGAGCUCCAUACGUGCUAAUGCACUUCGCGACUACCUUGCGUUGCUGCUCGCUGCACUGAUCAUGAUGACUCGUUACUCGAUCUCACGAUGCUCAGGGAUACCCGUCACUGAUCUAUCGCUAUCUGCUUCUGUAAAUUGCUUU